UUCUUCUCACUUAAUACCUUUUAUAUAAAUCAAAAAUUUACCCUGACACUUGAAUAUUAUCGAUGAUAAAUAACAUUUUCCCCAUAGAAAAUACAUGAUUGGUAAAUUAAAAAAUGAAAUUAAAAAGCAGAAUUGACAGUUUUUAUCUUGUUGGAACAAUAAUAAUGAUAAUAAUGAAGGAAAUGUAGUGGGUUUUUGGCACAAUUAAAAAAGAAUAGCGAUAACCUCGCGAAAAGGUCGACGGCAAAUGAACCGUUUACUAGUUUACAAUGUGUGUUAGUGCGUUCCCAGAAUUGUCGCGUUCUUGUCGUACCGAACCAACGAACGGUUUUCGAAAGAACAUGAAACUCCGUCGAUGAUCAAUUCGAUAAUUCGCGGCAGUGUUGAACGCCACUCGCAACUGCAUCAAUCGUUCUGAUUCACUGUCCAAAUUCUUCUUAGGUGAUUCAAGCAGCAAUCAAGUGAAAAGUGAUUGAAUCUUUAUUAAGUUUGUGGUUUGUGUGUGGGACAAAAAAGCAGAUCAGGAUCAAACAUGGAACACAUAAACAUCUUCCAUAAUGAUUCGGAAGUGUUAAAGAAAAGAAAAAAAAACAUUUGUUCGAGACUCUUAUUCUGUUGGACACUUCCAGUUUUCGUGAAAGGUUUGCAGAAAGACCUCAAUUUACAGGACUUGCAUGGUAACUUGAAAAAGUACGACUCGCACGCUCUGGGUGAUAAAUUGGAAAAGGAAUGGGAAUGCCAAAAGGAGUACACUGAUUUGACCCUCCAAAAAAUAAUCAUCAAAUUAUUUGGCCUCCGAAUUUUUUCGUUCGGUUUCAUUCUAUUCGUUGCAGAGUUCAUCAAGCAAGAUAUUGCAGCCGUUUUGUUUGGGGAAAAUAAUGCAGUUUUAUGCAUGCACAGAUAAAACAACGAUUUCUCAAAGAGAUCUUUUGAUUUAUGGCGGCGUUUUAGUUGCCACUUGCCUUGCCAAUGUUGUGCUGAUGCAACAUUACAAUUUUUUGACGUUGCUCUUGGGCAUGAACAUUAGGGUGGCUUGUUGCAGUUUGAUCUAUAGAAAAAGUUUGCAAUUGACCACCACCAAUUCCGGGAUGACAGUGGGACAACUAGUCAACCUGCUGUCAAACGAUGUCAACAGGUUCGACAAAGCUGUGACCUAUCUUCAUUAUCUGUGGAUUCCUCCACUGCAACUGAUUGUUGUCACUUGUUUGAUGUACGAUAGAUUCGGUUACUUGAGCGUUACUGGAGUACUGAUCAUGGUUCUUUUUAUUCCUCUUCAAAUAUACUUGGGAAGACUGUCGUCCAAAUACAGGUUCAAGAUUGCCCAAACCACUGACAAAAGAGUGAUGCUGAUGAACGAAGUGAUAGCAGGAAUACAGCUCAUAAAAAUGUACACUUGGGAACGUCCAUUUGCAAAACUGAUCUCCACAGCCCGAAAGCUCGAGUUAAGACAUAUCCAAUCAACAAUGUACAUUCGAGCCAUUCAUAUGUCACUGUCGAUGUUCAUGAAUAAAACAUCUCUAUUGUUGUGCAUCGUAAUCUACGUGAUGGUCGGAAUGGAAGCCGAAGGAUAUUUCAUUUUCGUCAUCACCUCCUUUUACAACAUCCUUAAGGAACCGAUGACCUUUCAGUUCCCGCGAGCCAUCGCCCUCCUGCUGGAAACCCAAAUUUCCAUGAAGAGGAUCGGCAAGUUUCUGAGCAAACCGCCAAAAAUGUACAAAACUUCAAUUCCAUCGGGUCCAACGUCGGUUCGCAUAACAAACGGAUCGACGCGUUGGCUGAAAAACUUAAACGAGUACACCGUAACCGAAAUUAACUUCGUGGCCAAUCCUGCUGAAAUGACGGCAAUCGUGGGGUCCGUCGGAAGCGGUAAAUCCACCCUUCUAAACGUGAUCCUGCAGGAACUGGCGUUAGAAACUGGCACCUUGGAAGUGAACGGAACAAUGUCCUAUUCUUCCCAGGAACCUUGGCUUUUCACCAACACCAUCAGGCAAAACAUAUUGUUCGGAAGCAAGUACGAUUCGCAGAAAUACGAGGAAGUUUGUAGAGUUUGCGCCUUGAACGACGACUUCAAACUGUUGGCUGCUGGUGAUCUGACAAUGGUGGGCGAGAACGGUGUUACUUUGAGUGGUGGACAAAGGGCCAGAAUUAAUUUAGCUCGGUCGGUGUAUCGAGAUUCCGAUGUUUAUUUAUUGGACGAUCCUCUUUCUGCUGUCGAUGUUAAAGUCAGCGAGGAAAUCUUUAAAAAUUGCUUCAAGAAAUAUUUAAAAGGCAAGACGGUUAUUUUGGUCACAAACGACAUGAAAUUCCUAAAAGAUUGUGACAAAAUUUACUUGAUCAACAAAGGACGAGUGGAAAAAUCAGGCACUUAUGAACAACUUAAAGAAUCCCACAUUUAUUUCACUAAUUCUCUACAAGAACAAACAUUCAACCAUCAAUAUCAAGAUUUUAGUAAAAAAGAUCAACAGACAACACACGGAGAUAGUCCGAUUUUCUUGGAAACUAGAAAUACUGGAAACAUAGAUCUAAAGGACUAUUUCAAGUAUUUCUCGUUUGGAAAGAGCACAUUUUUGAUUGAGUUGGCUUCAUUGCUUUUCAUAACUUGUCAAUUCCUCAUAAGUCUUGCCGAUUAUUUUUCCUCACUGUGGGUAAAAAUAACCCAAACAACUAACAAAAAUGAGACUUCUUACAAUGGAUUCCUUAGGCAAUACUUUUUGCAACUUUUCAUCAUAAUAAUCCUGCUGAUAGUAAUAUUAACCCUGAGCAGAUCCCUAAUGUUCAUGAUAUUCUGUAGAAGGGUUUCCGCAAACCUCCACGACACCAUGGUAGACUCAAUUCUUCAAACCAACAUAAAAUUCUUCAAGAAUAAUCCUAGUGGAAGGAUUCUGAACAGAUUUACGAAAGAUAUGGGAGCAAUUGACGAAACUCUUCCUCAAGUAUUGCUCAACACACUUCAGGUGGGGUUGAACGUAAUUGGUGUGAUUUUGGUGGUGAUUUUUGUCAAUCAGUGGUUGAUAAUUCCGACUGCAUUAAUUGUGACGAUUUUCUACACGAUUCGUUACAUUUAUAUUAACAGUAGCAGAGAUAUUAAACGAAUAGAAGGGACAACUAAAAGUUUGGUGUUCCAUCAUUUGAUCUCUUCUUUGAACGGAUUGUCGACAAUCAGAGCUUACCAAGUGGAGAAAACCUUAAAAAAAGAGUUCGAUGAUCAACAAAACAGGCAUAAUUCUGCUUACUAUAAUUUUUUAGCAUGCAAUGCCACUUUCGGAUUUUGGUUAGAUAUGCUUUCUGUUGGUUACGUUGCUGUCGUAACGUUUAGUUUCCUCUUGUUUGAACAAGGAACGUUUGGCGGAAACGUUGGCCUGGCCAUAACUCAAGCUCUAUCUUUGACUGGAACCUUUCAAUGGGGGAUGAAACAAUGGGCUGAAUUAGAGAACCAAAUGGUGUCGUUCGAGAGAGCUUUGGAAUACGUAGAUUUAGAGUCGGAAGAAAAAUCCAUAGUGGUUGUUCCUUCAGAGUCUUGGCCAGAAAAAGGAGCAAUCACGAUAAACGGCUUGAACUUAAAGUACAACGAAAAAGAGCCGUAUGUUUUGAAAAACAUCAACGUGAAGAUAAAUGCUGGCGAAAAAAUUGGAAUAGUCGGAAGAACGGGAUCCGGUAAAUCGUCGUUAAUUGCCACGUUACUUCGAUUGGUGGAUUUUGAAGGGGAUAUAUUGAUAGACUGUGUCAGCAUCCGUAAUUUGUCUACGAAUAAAGUUAGAUCGAAGAUUUCCAUAAUACCACAAGGUUCCGUAUUGUUUUCUGGAAGCGUAAGGCAAAAUCUGGACCCUGAAAACGAAAUAGCAGAAGAAACCCUGAACAAAGCUUUGGAAGAUGUCGGAUUAAUUGGCAAAGAUUUUUCUGUAGACUUAAAUUACAGUGUGAGCGAAGGUGGUCUGAACCUUAGUUUAGGUCAAAGACAAUUAAUUUGUUUGGCGCGUGCUAUUGUAAGGAAAAAUAAAAUUCUAAUUUUGGACGAGGCUACAGCUAAUAUUGAUCCAAUGACUGACGAUUUAAUACAAAGUGUCAUCCGAAAAAAAUUUAACAAUUGUACAGUUCUUACGAUAGCUCACAAAAUUAAUACAAUUUUAGAUUCGGAUAGAAUUUUAGUGAUGGAUUCGGGAAGCGUUGUACAGUUCGAUAAGCCUUCGACUUUAUUGCAGGACGAACAAGGAAUUUUUUACAGUAUGUCUAACCAAAACAAGAUUGAAUAAAAGUAUUUUAAGCA
Molecule: messenger RNA, 4264 nt
Organism: Aethina tumida (small hive beetle)
Lineage: Eukaryota; Metazoa; Arthropoda; Insecta; Coleoptera; Nitidulidae
Product: probable multidrug resistance-associated protein lethal(2)03659
Exons: 9
Coding region: 879-4250 (1123 amino acids)
Biological process (GO): transmembrane transport
Cellular component (GO): membrane
Molecular function (GO): ATP hydrolysis activity; ABC-type transporter activity; ATP binding
Source: RefSeq, a predicted model, not a curated record